Molecule: messenger RNA, 1564 nt
Organism: Suricata suricatta (meerkat)
Lineage: Eukaryota; Metazoa; Chordata; Mammalia; Carnivora; Herpestidae
Gene: OPRM1
Product: opioid receptor mu 1
Exons: 4
Coding region: 1-1206 (401 amino acids)
Biological process (GO): neuropeptide signaling pathway; sensory perception of pain; G protein-coupled opioid receptor signaling pathway
Cellular component (GO): membrane; neuron projection
Molecular function (GO): morphine receptor activity; G-protein alpha-subunit binding; beta-endorphin receptor activity
Source: RefSeq, a predicted model, not a curated record
AUGGACAGCAGCGCCGUCCCCACGAACGCCAGCAAUUGCACCGAUCCCUAUUUGCACUCUUCAAGUUGCUCCCCAGCACCUAGCCCUGGUUCCUGGGUCAACUACUCCCACCUAGAUGGCAACCUGUCCGACCCAUGCGGUCCUAACCGCACGGAGCUGGGCGGGAGCGACAGCUCUUGCCCUCCGACCGGCAGUCCUUCCAUGAUUACUGCCAUCACCAUCAUGGCCCUCUACUCCAUCGUGUGCGUCGUGGGUCUCUUCGGAAACUUCCUGGUCAUGUAUGUGAUUGUCAGAUACACCAAAAUGAAGACUGCCACCAACAUCUAUAUUUUCAACCUUGCUCUGGCAGAUGCCCUAGCAACCAGCACCCUGCCCUUCCAGAGUGUCAAUUACCUAAUGGGAACAUGGCCGUUUGGAACCAUCCUCUGCAAGAUUGUGAUCUCCAUAGAUUACUAUAAUAUGUUCACAAGCAUCUUUACCCUCUGUACCAUGAGUGUUGAUCGCUACAUUGCCGUCUGCCACCCCGUCAAGGCUCUGGAUUUUCGUACUCCCCGCAAUGCCAAAAUUGUCAAUGUCUGCAACUGGAUUCUCUCUUCAGCCAUUGGUCUGCCUGUGAUGUUCAUGGCAACAACCAAGUACAGGCAUGGUUCCAUAGACUGUACACUCACAUUCUCUCACCCAACCUGGUACUGGGAAAACCUGCUGAAAAUCUGUGUUUUCAUCUUUGCCUUCAUCAUGCCUGUGCUCAUCAUUACGGUAUGUUAUGGACUGAUGAUUUUACGCCUCAAGAGUGUCCGUAUGCUCUCUGGCUCCAAAGAAAAGGACAGGAACCUGCGAAGAAUCACCAGGAUGGUGCUGGUGGUUGUGGCUGUGUUCAUUGUCUGCUGGACUCCCAUUCACAUUUAUGUCAUCAUUAAAGCCUUGAUUACAAUCCCAGAAACAACAUUUCAGACCGUUUCCUGGCACUUCUGCAUUGCCCUAGGUUACACAAAUAGCUGCCUGAACCCAGUCCUCUAUGCAUUUCUGGAUGAAAACUUCAAGCGAUGCUUCAGAGAGUUCUGUAUCCCAACUUCCUCCACCAUUGAGCAACAAAACUCCACUCGAAUUCGCCAGAACACUAGAGACCACCCCUCCACGGCCAAUACAGUGGAUAGGACUAACCAUCAGCUGGAAAAUCUGGAAGCAGAAACUGCUCCAUUGCCCUAAGUGGGUCUCAUGCCAUUCAGACCCUCACUGAGCUUAAAAGCCACCAUCUCUGUGGAAGCGGGUCACUCAGGAACAUGUGGGAGGCUCUAGUUGCCUAGGAAAGUGCCUGCUUCCGAGUCAUCAAAACUUGAUCCUUUGUGGCCACUCCACUCUGCACAUGAGACGGACAUCUAAACUAAGUCAAGUACUGGGAAGGAAAGAACUAUAGCAUACCAAGGAGUCCGGUUUGUGUACAUAAUCUCAAGGAAGACACUUAAUGGGACCAAAACACACCGUGGUAUGUGAUUUGAGGUCAUCCUAUAAGAUGACCCUUCUGUGUAUAAUAUUUUGUUUUCAAGCAAACAUUGAUGGCCUCAUC